Molecule: messenger RNA, 804 nt
Organism: Pollicipes pollicipes
Lineage: Eukaryota; Metazoa; Arthropoda; Thecostraca; Pollicipedomorpha; Pollicipedidae
Product: 60S ribosome subunit biogenesis protein NIP7 homolog
Exons: 4
Coding region: 138-680 (180 amino acids)
Biological process (GO): ribosome assembly
Cellular component (GO): nucleus
Molecular function (GO): RNA binding
Source: RefSeq, a predicted model, not a curated record
GCGUUAGCUUUAAGCGUGCAUGCGUUCGCGCAACGCGUGUUUUUGCCGCCCGUGCCUGACCUAGGGCGUUACGUGAACUCCCGCGUUUUCGACUACGCAUAAAACGAUUGAAUUUGCAAUAAGAUUUAGCUUCCAGGAUGAGGCCACUGACUGCAGAUGAGACCAAGACGUUUUUUGAGAAAGUGGCGCGAUACAUUGGUGAGAACAUUCGGCUGCUCCUGGAGCGGCCAGAUGGCCUCUACUGCUUCCGCCUGCACAAGGACCGCGUGUACUACAUGUCCGAGACGCUGAUGCGGCACGCGCUCAGCUUCCCGCGCCACGCGCUCAUCUCCAUCGGCACCUGCUUCGGCAAGUUCACCAAGAGUGGCAAGUUCCACCUGCACGUGACGGCGCUCGAGUUUCUGGCGCCGUACGCUCAGCACAAGGUCUGGCUAAAGGCCUCGGCUGAGCAGCAGUUCCUAUACGGCCACCACGUGCUCAAGUCCGGCCUGGCCCGCAUCACGGAGAACACGAGCAAGUACCAGGGCGUGGUGGUGUACAACAUGAAGGACGUGCCGCUGGGCUUCGGCGCGGGGGCCAAGUCGACGGCCGAGUGCCGGCACGCCGACCCGACGGCCAUCGUCGUCUUCCACCAGGCCGACAUCGGACAGUACAUCCGCAGCGAGGACACGCUCACCUAGCCGCCGACCCUGCCGGCAGCCGCCUGCUCUGUGACGUCACUGGAUCGGCCGCGGCCGGCCGCGACUCCUCGGUGGUCGAUUGUUCCAGUAUUUGUGCCCAAUACAUUUGUCGUCGCCGGUGAUG